This is a messenger RNA of Myripristis murdjan (pinecone soldierfish), 5725 nucleotides long. It is a transcript of the gene mapk3, whose product is annotated as mitogen-activated protein kinase 3. Bases 237 to 1412 code for a protein of 391 amino acids. Gene Ontology annotation, biological process: protein phosphorylation. Gene Ontology annotation, molecular function: ATP binding; MAP kinase activity. Lineage: Eukaryota; Metazoa; Chordata; Actinopteri; Holocentriformes; Holocentridae. The record is from RefSeq and is a predicted model, not a curated record. The transcript has 9 exons.
GUAGUUUGGCACUUGGCACGCGCAUUUACGCUCGGUGCUGAGCCCGAAUCCGCGCUCUCGCACGAAAUCCAUUUACUCUGUGGUAGUGGAGAGGGCCCUGAUUGAGUCUCUGUCGUCCGUCAAUCAAACAAUCCCUUCAGUCAAACCGCAGGACAACCCUUAAAUCGGCCUGAGAGCGACCACGGGUGACUCUACGGAAGAUAUCGGCACGACUCGACCUCCUGGGAGCCUGAAGCAUGGCGGAUUCGAGCAGCACUGCAGCGGUCGGAGCCACAGGCUCGAAUAGUGGUGCUGCCGGGAUGGCUGGCACUGUUGCGCAUGAUGGAGCAACUGGAGCUGCGGGACCCAAGGUUGGGUCGGAGUCCGUCAAGGGGCAGAUUUUUGACGUUGGCCCCCGCUACACCAACCUCUCCUACAUCGGAGAGGGGGCUUACGGAAUGGUUUGCUCUGCCCUGGACAACAUGACAAACCAGCGCGUAGCCAUCAAGAAAAUCAGCCCGUUUGAGCACCAGACGUACUGCCAGCGCACACUGAGGGAAAUCAAGAUCCUGCUGCGUUUCCACCAUGAGAACAUCAUUGGCAUCAACGACAUCCUCAGGGCACGGCGCAUUGAGUGCAUGAGGGACGUCUACAUUGUGCAGACUCUGAUGGAGACAGACUUGUACAAACUGCUGAAGACCCAGAAGCUGAGCAACGACCACAUCUGCUAUUUCCUCUACCAGAUCCUGCGAGGCCUCAAGUACAUCCACUCAGCCAACGUGUUGCACCGUGACCUCAAACCCUCCAACCUGCUCAUCAACACCACCUGUGACCUCAAGAUCUGUGACUUUGGCCUGGCGCGGAUAGCCGACCCUGAGCACGACCACACAGGGUUCUUGACUGAAUAUGUGGCCACACGUUGGUACAGGGCCCCAGAAAUCAUGCUCAACUCAAAGGGCUACUCCAAGUCGAUUGAUAUCUGGUCAGUGGGCUGCAUCCUGGCUGAGAUGCUGUCCAACAGGCCCAUCUUCCCUGGGAAACACUACUUGGACCAGCUCAACCACAUACUGGGCAUCCUUGGCUCUCCAUGUCAAGACGACCUGAACUGCAUCAUCAAUAUGAAAGCCCGCAACUACCUGCAGUCCCUGCCUGAGAAACCCAAGAUCGCAUGGGACAAGCUUUUCCCCAAAGCUGACUCCAAGGCUCUGGACCUGCUAGGCCGCAUGUUGACCUUUAACCCUAUCAAGCGCAUCAGCGUUGAGGAGGCACUGGCUCACCCUUAUCUGGAGCAGUACUAUGAUCCCACAGAUGAGCCAGUAGCAGAGGAGCCCUUCACUUUCAGCAUGGAGCUGGAUGACCUUCCCAAGGAGAAGCUGAAGGAGCUGAUCUUCGAGGAAACAGCCCGUUUCCAGGAAAACUACCAGGGCUCCUGAGACACACAGCUGUAAAGAAGAGUGAAAAAAGCCACACAGAGGCUCGGAAGAAGACGACUCCAAACGUCAUGAUUAACAAAAAAAAAAAAAAAAGAAAAAAAAUGCAUCUUCAAGAAACCAACAAAAAGAGAAACCAAGAAAUAUGAACAUUUAACAGCUUAUCUUUCCAUUUCUACUGCAAGAGAGCUAAGUUUAACUUUGAUUUCCGUGGUUGGGUGGGGUGGUGGGGUCUGUUGUGCUCAUACUGUUUCAGUCUCGUCCAACAUGUUGGACUCUCCCUCCUCUUCCUCCUCCUCCUCCUCCUCUUCCUCCUCCUCCUCUUCCUCACUACGCAUGUUUUCCUUUUUUGUCCCGGGCCCUCCUCACCUGACCCACAGCCCCCCUUGUAUCCCGACCAAACCUUUUCACCCGUUCCUGCACCAUAUGUCCACAUCCCUCUCUCUUUUUCUCCCCCACUCUCCAGUCGCUCUCCCCCUCACUAGUCACAGCAUAUAAACAUAUACUACUGUAUUAACCAACACCAUAACUCGUGUCUUGUUCCUUGGAAUUUAGAGCCUGGAAAAAUACAGGGGUAGGAGGAUAGGGGGCGCUAAUUGGGUGUGUGUAUGUAUAUACAAAUAUAUAAAAGUGUUUGUUUGUUUUUUCUCUGAGUGUGCUUGUCGCGGUUUUUGUUUGUACACCGUUAUUUGAGCGUUUCUAAUCAGUUUAAGAGUCGUAUUUGUAUGUUUUGGGGUUUAUAUUUGCAAAUCAUUUUUGAACACUUGAUUUUGAGAAGUACAUUCAAUGUUUUUACAAGGCAUGUUUGCAGGUUUAUAUAUUUCUUUGUUGUUGCUCUUUUUUUUUUUUUCCUAAAAAAAAAAAAAUUAUGUAUGAUGUUCAUGUGAAUGCAUGCAUUCCUGAAAUUUACCAAAGUGGCAGAGAGAAGCAAGGAAUUUGGCUGGAUAGCAACUGUGGAAUGGCUGUCACAGGCUGUCUUUUUUUUUUUUUUUUGUAUUCUACCUUCGAUACAUUUUUUUUUAACUUAAAUUCAAACCUAGGGCAGACAGACUGAACUCUUCUGUCAUCUGGAGAAGAUUUGUUGUAUUCAAGAGGUGCCACAUGGUUAGAACAACCCAGAUAGAAGUAGACAGCAUAGAAAAUACACAGCAUUCACAAUUCUCUGCUCAUGUAAAGUACACGUUACAAUGGUGAUACCUGCACCCCAUUUUCCCAAACCUACAUGGUGCUCUGUGCCAUACAAAGACCACUGGAUUCUUUUUUUUUCUACCCUGCACCUCCGAGUUUACCCCUUAAAAAUCAGCUGCUGAUUUUAGGGAAGGUGAGAAUCACAGACUUUCACUUCCCCUUAUUUGACACAUGAGAAAUCAACCUGAACCUGGCCACGGCCUUUUGUGAUUUAUUGUGAAGACUAGAGAAACAGACUGAAUUUCACCCAAACACCCUCAGACGUAAGAUCCUGGUAUAACAUCAAACACAGAUUGCACCCCAUGCAUUACAAAGAAAUGUGCAUGGUUACUUGCAAGAGUGUGGUUUCUGGAAAAUGAGGCCUAGUUAUCAUUUGGACUGUCCCAGUAUCAGCCUGUUCCAUCCCAACAUGCUAUUAUCAGCUGUUUUGCACUAGCUGUGUUUCCUGUUUCCCACUCUUUGACCCAGUACAGACGAGGGUGGAAGUGCUCGGAGGUCAGGGGCUAAUUCACAGGGAAGGCAUUUAGCUGCAGCUCUGUUCUUAGAUAAAAUCGGUAUACGUAAAAUUCCACAAUCGCAUGCAGUCUAGUGCAGAGGAAGUGUCAUUUCCCGCAAGUAUUGUUAAGACUAAGAUGAUCUUGGCCUGUUGACUCGGGGUAGGAAUGUAGGUGACCUGAUUUUCUGUAAAACCAAACCCGCCAAAGUCUCAGUGUCUCUCCUGUAUCCAUCUGCCAGCGGCGAGCCGUCGCAGCGGGAGAGAAAAUGUGAAAUUUUUACGUUUAAUCAGCUGCGUCGUCAAACAAUGGUAGUUAAACCUAGGCAUGUCAAAGUAUUGUCCCGCCCUGCUGCACGGAUAUCCCUACUCAGCACCACACUGCUCGUCACACAGCCAACCACCCAUCAUCACUUAAUGGUUGUACAUAUCCCAGUUUGCGCCUCUCUGCCCAUUCCCAUGUCCAUAUUUCCCUGUGAAACUCUCCUCCCUCUCCUCUCCUCCCUUCACUCCUGUCUUUUCUCGGCUGCCUGGGGGCUUCGGGGGUUUUGUUUAUGUACUUGAGAGUUGUCUUUUCAUUAAGGGCAAAAGCACAAAUCUUAAUUGUGCUGGGGUGAAGUGUUCACUGUGUGUUAGGAGAGUCUGGCUAGCUAUGUUUGUACUAACAGUGGGGCUGAUUUCUUGUUUCUCAGACAUGGCUAAUCGUCUGUGUGUGUGAGUGUGAGUGUGUGUGCAUUCAUCUUCCAUGUUCCUGUUACCGGUUCAUUUGUGUUUUUUUCCUCCCCCCCCGCUUGUUUAAUCGCUCUCCUGUCUCGUCCUGGAUGUCACUGUAUUAAUCACCACUUGGAGGAGUUCCACCCCUCCAUAAGUAGCUCGGUUUCUCCGUCUGCAUUCAUUUUGCCUGCCAGAGACCCAACAGGACGGCCCCACGCUGGACAAACUGCAUCCACUGGAUACAGGAACAAAUCUCUGCCAAUGCCAGUAGACCCAGGUCUUGGAUGAUGACCUUACCAGCCUUGUCCUCUCGCAGCAAAAGAGUGUCGUGUCUCGGCCUGAGCCAUGACACCGCGGCUCCUGUCGCACCAUCGGGUUAAGUGUUUUCCUAUCUGCACUUACUUCUCUGUGCAGGUGAAGAGUGAUUCAGACACGUGACCGUUCACUCGUUUACACGUUUGUUCCCCUCCCUAGACUCACCACGUUUUACUCAAAGGGCUGAUCCCCUCCCUCCCCACACCCAACCCACCCUCUGCUUAUCACUAGUGGUAUUGACCCUCUAAACCAUAUCACUGAAUUCACUGCCGCUCAUUUGGUUUCGCUUAAUUUCCCUUUUCUUUCAGGCUCCUGCUCCUCCUCUCGCUCAUUAGAAAUCACCACCCUCCUCCUUUUUUUUUUUUUUUUGUUCCCCCCCACCUAAAUCUCGGAUGAAAAUAUGAAAAUGUCCCAGGGAGUGUUGGAGCUCAAAGCGGCAGCAGCCGGUCACACAGGCAGGAAACGCGUUCCAAUCACACGACUCAAUCAGCGCACCCUGCACUUUGCCUCUCCAGCCACGCUCUGUCCCCUUGGAGAUUUUUUUUUGGUGGCCAUUACUUUACUUUUUUUUUUUUUUUUUUUUUUUUUUUUUCAUUUUUCUUUUUGUGGUUUUGUCAAAAGCAAAAGGUCGUUCCCUUAACAUUCACUUAACAUUCUUUGACCAACAUGGAUUGUCUGUUGCAUUUCAUGUUUGUGUGCGUGUCUGUUUGGCAUUAACAUGCAGCAAAGAAGACCUUUCAGCUCCCAUGUUGUGCUUGGAUACGUGUGUAUGUGUGUGUAGGUGUGUGUGUGUGUGUGUGUGUGUUGUUUCCUCACAACUAGGGCGCUCUCCCCCUCUCUCCCCUGCCUCUCUGUUUUUACGUCUGCGUGACUUUCUGUCUUUUCUUUGACCAAAAGCUGCUUAUCUCACCCGCCCUAGCCGCGCUUUCUCUCUAACACCACCACCAGACCAAACAUCUCACUGGGUAACCAUGGGAACAAACCGACCGGACCAUGUAAGCAAUUCUCCUAACGCUCGCAUUCACACACACACACACACACACACCACACACACACACAUUCAGACACAUACACACAUACUCAAGUGUCGAGUCUGUGCGUUUGUGACAAUUUGCACUUAUAGAAAACAUUCACACCGCAUCUCCAAGUCUAAAGGCCUGCCUGUCAUGAGGCCCAUUUCCACAUAUUGUCGUUUUUAAAUGGCUGUUCUUAUUAUUGCUAUUAUUGUUGUUACAUUGGUGAGUCGUUGUAUUUUCUUUUUUUCUUUUCUUUUUUUUUUUUUUACAUAAAAGGGAGUUCAAGUUGUAUCUUUUUUUUUUUUUUAACCAUUAGAAUGUUUCUAUUUUUAUUUUUCUCCUCAUUUCUCUUAUGGGCGUGAUUAUUAUUGGCAGUGUUUUCAGUCUUUCUGAAACCUUUUUUUUUCCCCCUUCCCAUCUCCAAGAUCUUAUAAGGAAUUAUUAUUUUAAAAGAAGAUAUACGUAGAUUGUCAAAGAGAUAUGAGUUAUUGAGGGUUAUAGUCUGUAUAUUCUAUGGGUAUUAUGAAUUAAACAAUUAACAAAGAAACAGAAUUAUAUACAUAUAUUAAAUAAAAUUCCUGAUACUGUUA